Protopolystoma xenopodis is the source of this 534-nucleotide messenger RNA. The record is from the annotation of a GenBank genome assembly. NCBI's taxonomy places the organism in Eukaryota, Metazoa, Platyhelminthes, Monogenea, Polystomatidea, Polystomatidae.
AUGACAAUGGACCAGAUUAGAGUGCCGCUGAGGCUGCUCACUGGAGAAAGGUUGUGUCCACUCGUCGGAUGGCGGCAACAAUCGACUGGCACUCGUGCAUCAGCUUACGCCAACUGGGACGAGGACAGGUCUGGCGUAAAAGUUGCAAGCAAUUGCGAGGUGGUACUCGCGACCGCGAGACCGUCGGGCUGGUGUGCGGCAGCCGAGGGCCCCGACCAGCGGGCAUCGAUCCGCGCCUGCAACGCCGACCCGGCAGGCCCGAUCCCUGCGAUCGAUGAUCCGUUGCCCUGUCUGAGCCCUCCUCCGGCCGAUUGCGUUGUGCGCACCAAUGCGUGCACAGCCUUGCCACUGUCUGUGUACAGAUGUCUCUCAGUGUGUGUGUGCGCCUGCGUGCACGCCGGACACCGCCCCGAUCAUACACAUGCACAGACAUGCAAACAGACGGACAGACAUUGGCACAAACGCGUGGCGCUGAGCUCAACACUGCUUGAAUGCGUCUCUCUCUCUCUGAGCGUCUCUGUCCGUGCCUUUUGA